UUUUCAGGCAUCAUCUCACGAGAAUCAGCUACAGAUGAAAUAGUUGUCAUCAGAGGAGAAAUUUUACUUGAUAUGAGAAGAGGCAUGACAGAUACCACAGCAGAGGAAAAUAUACGUGAAUCGAAAAAGAAAAUUGACACGUGGAAACCUUUCGACUCAUAUUUUGUAGAGACACAACUUGUAAAUGCCACAAAAGAAGCUUUAAAAAAAAGUGGAGUCGCUAUUUUAACAGGACCACCAGGUUGCGGGAAAACAAGCACUGCAUAUCACUUAAUGCUAGGAGAAGUUUACAAAGAUUGGACAAUUCGUAUUAUUCGAACAUAUGAUGAGUUUACCUUCUUAGAGUCUGGUAAAAAUACAUUUGUUUACAUUGAUAACUUUUUAGAUGGAUUUCUGUGCUUUGAAAAAUUAGACAAAUGGCUCGAUAUUUUUACCACUAUAUUUUAUAAACACAUUCGGAAAACUGAGAAUGGAUUAACAACCAUAUCGGGGAGUGGUAAUGUUCAUCUCUUAAUAACUACAAGAGAGAAUGUUUACGACAGAAUUUGCAAAUAUAUGAAACAGGGAAGAUCGCCAGUGUUUAACAUCAAAUGCAUAGUAGAUGCCAGAUUAACCAGGCUUUCUGAUGAAGAGAAAGACGGGAUCUUUGAUAGUCAAAUAAGGUACGCUGAUGAAAUCAUGAAAAUUGGUAAACCUGCAGAAGAUAAAGAGUUCAGGAAAAGAAUAAAACAGGCGGAAGGACCUGUAGGUUUCCCUCUGUGUGCACAUUUGUUUGCAUGUAAAGAGGAAUACAGAUACACGGGUCCCCAUUUCUUUUCAUACCCAUUAAAGUAUUUUAGAACACAAAUAAAACACGAAAUUGAUGCUGAUAAAACAAAGAAAACGAUGACUUUACUUCUUUUGUUGUUUCUGUUCGAAUCUAAAAGUGAAGACGCUAGUAAAAGCGAAAAUUUAGAUUUGAGAAAUGAAAAAGAGUGUGAAAAACUUUUGCAUAGUUUGAUUACUCCAAAGAAAUCCUCAAAAUUUCAUCCACUUGACUUUGAAAAUUUAACAAAUGUUGCUGAAAAUCUUACCAAUGGGAUACUUACAGGCCUAAAAGAGAGUGGAUUUUACCGUUUUAAGCAUCAAACUAUUAGAGAGGCGGUCGGAAAUUUCUUUUGUACCGAAUAUUAUGAAAAUGCUAUGGAACUCUUUCCAUUGGAGGUACUUCUAUCUCAAAAUUUUUCCUCAUGUUCAAUUGAUCAAUAUAUUGCACUUACAUCACGUCUUAUAUCUGAAAUUGAGAGAGGAAGUGUUUCUAUGGUUUUUAGCUGUAUUGCAUUCAAAGAUGAUGCUUAUUCCACACAUUUUUUCAAACAGCUUCAACCAAACAACGACAAACGUCUCCGGCGUUUCCUCCUUAUACCUGACGAAAAAUCGUCCAUUCCUCUCCAAGCUAUAUUCUGGAUAAGUAAAUAUAACCUGAAGACAUUGUUAGAAUUAUUUUUGUCGUUGAUAGGUCAAAGAGGCAUUGAUGUUGAAAUCCAUAAAUACCUUGCGUUGUUUGGUGAAAUUUGCACAUUUGAUGAAAACCUACAGUCCAAAGCCGAUAGAAAUAUGUGUAGAAAUGUAGCAGAAACAAAGCGGGCGGUAUUUGAGUAUAUGGACUCUGAGAAAAACACAAUAUUAGGUAUUGUAAUUAGGUCUGACAGAUCCGACGACGAAGCAAUGAACACCAUCAAAAUGUUAUUGAAGGAGAAUAAAAAUAUUGUCAAACAUAUUAAUCAGCACAAUGAAACUCCAGUAAUGCUUGCCCUUAAUUGUAAUCGAGAAAGAAAAAAGGUUCUCAAAGAAAUUUUACAUUCUGAUAUAAGCCUAAAAUUAUCCUCAAAAGAUGAGAAGGGAUGGACAGUUUUUCAUCACUGCAUCACCUCCGAUUUAAAAGACAAAGAAUGUAUCGAAUAUUUGACAAUAUUGUUGAAUAGUAAAUUGCAAAGAGACUUGAAUUGUUCUAGUGAACUUGGUGAAACGGUUCUUAAUCUCGCUGCAAAACACGCCAAGCACAGUAGAAUCUUAAGUAUUUUAUCUUUAAUAGAGGAUAAAGAUAUAAAUACAAUGGAUAAUGAUGGACGGACACCUAUUCACAAUGCAGUUGCACUACUUAAGGAAGUGGGACAUGAUCCCUAUAUUGAACUUGAAAUUGCGACAAGAGUCAGCAUUUUCAUGAUCUAUGGCUGUGAUGUAGGAUUAAGAGAUGAUGAAAAUUUUCUGGCUGCAGAUAUUUGUAAUAAAACCCAUUAUGACGGUAUCAAAAGAAUUCUUGCAUUAAAGUCAAAAAAUCAGAAACAAAUGUCCGAAAUCAUUCAGCAAACCCUGCACCAAAUCGAAGGAAAAUCAAGCUCAAAAUGUGUCACUGUUCCAAACCCUAUGGGUCUUAUCUCGUCUGAAAUGUUGAACGCCAUAGGUUGUGCUGCUGAAUGUCUAGCUGAAAUUGAAUUUAAAUCUCUUUAAAGUACUAUAUAUGUUACUAUAUAAAUAUUGCAUGUAGUUGAGUGCAACACUGAAAAU
This is a messenger RNA of Saccostrea echinata, 2547 nucleotides long. RefSeq lists its product as uncharacterized. Lineage: Eukaryota; Metazoa; Mollusca; Bivalvia; Ostreida; Ostreidae. Gene Ontology annotation, molecular function: protein binding. The record is from RefSeq and is a predicted model, not a curated record. The coding region runs from base 73 to 2490 and encodes 805 amino acids. The transcript is spliced from 4 exons.